Oncorhynchus mykiss (rainbow trout) is the source of this 2380-nucleotide messenger RNA. Lineage: Eukaryota; Metazoa; Chordata; Actinopteri; Salmoniformes; Salmonidae. The record is from RefSeq and is a predicted model, not a curated record.
ACCCCUGUUAACGCUAAUGUUCCCUGGCGAAUGUUUGCGGAAGUGGAAGCUUGAACAAAUAACAGUUCAAUUAAUAAUCUCUGUUGUAUGCGAGAUACGCUCAACUUUUUCAAUGAUCUCGUUAUUUGCGUCGUUGGUUUACAAUGAAUGUGUCAAAAAUCAAGGGAUUCAGCAACACACAUUGACGAGUAUUUAGUUAUUUGUUCUGCCCUCCCCUCCCAAAACAACUGGAAACGCGUGAGCUGUCCUACUACGUCGUCGUCAGCUGAGACAGGCGACAUGGCGACUUCAGCGGGCUUCAAGGUUCUAUAUGAGCAUGAUGGAGUUUUUAUACACACCAACCCAGAAAGGAGUGAGGAGCAGGAUUCUCUGACUUCGGGAUCCCUGCGUGUCCUGGACCAGGAUGGAGACAUAGUGCUGGAAUAUAAACCCGUGGAAGAUGUUGACCACUCUGCCAUGCUGUGUGCUGCCAAGGAGUCUAGCUCUGUGUUUGAAUGGGGCCAGCGGCACCAGGGUCCGAGCCAAGACCCAGGAGACAAGCCUACCAGGCAGGUGGAGCACCAUCUGGGCUAUGAGACAGAAUGGAACAUGGUUCACACUGUUCAGUUCAGGAAGAAACCCAGCAACAAUGAAGGUGCUCCUCCUCAACCUGCUCCCAUCCCAGAGAAGAGUAAGGGUUCCCGGCUGUUCUUCCGUCUCAGUGACCUGGUCUCGGUCAGGGUGAAGGAGGAGGGCUGGUCCUACCUGGUGUUCACCCUCAGAGACUGCAACAUGGGGGUUGAGCUGCCUGCCCUACACUUUCACCAGGGAGGUAGUGAAGUCUUCCUGGAUUGUCUCAGGAAAUACCUGCUGCUGACAGAGUCUACCACAGAUGCCUCCCUCCUCCAGGUCAGCCCCCACAGCAGAGCUCUGUCCCAGUCCUUUGAGAACCUGCUAGAUGAUGCCACCUUCGGACUUAUUACGAAGUUUUCUCAGGACCCAGUCACCACUACGCUGGGUGGUUUCUCCAAGGUGACCAACUACCUGUUUGAUGCGUUCCGGGGUCCAGACACGGUGCUACUGAAGGAGAGGCCUGUCGGGGAGGUGGCUGACCUGCUGAAUGAGGCCAUACCUGGACUGGACAUCAACCAGCUGGAGGAACCAGGCUUUGAGGUUAUCACCAGGAUUGAUCUUGGCGUGCUGCCAGAGGUCCGGCGUAGGGAGCCUGUUGGGGCGGAGGAGUGGAACACCAACAUGGACCCUGAGGGACGCAUGAGGAACAUCUCACACCUCAAACAGACCAUAUUCAAAGGGGGUCUGUGUCAUGUAUUGAGGAAGGAGGGAUGGAAGUUUCUGCUGGGCUACUUCCCAUGGGAGAGCACCCUGGAGGAGAGGAGGAGUCUGACCAGGAGGAAAACGGAUGAGUACUUCCGUAUGAAGCUCCAGUGGAAGUCAGUGAGUGAGGAGCAGGAGAAACGCAACAGCAUGUUUAGAGACCACAGGAGUCUAAUAGAGAAAGACGUGAACAGGACAGAUCGGACCAACACUUUCUAUGAAGGACAAGACAACCCAGGACUGAUUCUGCUGCACGAUGUCCUCAUGACCUACUGCAUGUAUGACUUUGACCUGGGCUAUGUCCAGGGUAUGAGUGACCUGCUGUCUCCAAUCCUCUAUGUGAUGGAGGACGAGGUGGACGCCUUCUGGUGCUUUGUCUCCUUCAUGGACCAGAUGCACCAGAACUUUGAGGAGCAGAUGCAGGGAAUGAAGACUCAACUGAUCCAGCUCAGCACACUGCUACGACUACUGGACCUGUCCUUCUGGAACUACCUGGUGGCCCAGGACUCUGGUCACCUGUACUUCUGCUUCCGCUGGCUCCUGAUUCGCUUCAAGAGAGAACUGAGUUUCCCUGAUGUCCUGCGUCUUUGGGAGGUAAUGUGGACCGGGCUGCCGUGCCAGAACUUCCACCUGCUGGUGUGCUGUGCCAUCCUGGACUCAGAGAAACACCAGAUUAUGGAGAAACAAUACGGCUUCAAUGAGAUCCUCAAGCUCAUAAAUGAACUGCCGAUGAAACUGGACAUCGUGGCCAUCCUCAACAAAGCUGAAGCUAUAUGCCUGCAGCUGAAGAGUUGUAAGGAUUUGCCCAACUCCGUGGUUGAGAUGCUUGGAUUCAUCGACGGCACAGACACGGCGUCAUCAUCCCAGUCAGAGGACACUGAGAGAACGGACAGACCAGACUCUCCCGAACCUUCUACACCGCCAGACGACCAGCAGGACUUAGUCUCUGAGGACGACCCCCAGCGGCAACAACGGGACACUCACGGGACGCAGCGCGUGACGUUUACAUAUCGUAGCCAGCCUGGCUGACAGCGGUCGCUCGUCCAGUGAGAGAUUUGGUUCUGGU